This is a messenger RNA of Lathyrus sativus (Indian pea), 2397 nucleotides long. NCBI's taxonomy places the organism in Eukaryota, Viridiplantae, Streptophyta, Magnoliopsida, Fabales, Fabaceae. The record is from the annotation of a GenBank genome assembly.
AUGAGAGGAGGCCAAAGCUACGUCUCAUGUCCUCCGUCCUUCUCCAACGACGGCAACCGUCUCCUAGUCGGAUGCGGAAGCUCCGUCGCUAUCUUCAGCACCGCCACCGCCUUGCAGGUUUCAUCUCUGGAAGGUCACACCAGCACCGUCACCUCCGUCGCGGUCGUCCCCGGCUCAAAGAUUCUUUCCUACUGUUGGACUUCUUCCCUCGACGGAACCAUUCGUUAUUGGAAUUUCUCCCUUGUCGAAUGUAUCAAAACAAUCGACCUUCACCUCCCUAUUUUCUCCAUGGUUAUACCUUCCUUGUUAUCCUCUCCGGAGCAGAAGAGUGGAAAUCAGCAGAAUGUUUAUGCAUAUGUGUGUAUGCAAACUGAAAAUGACAAAGAUAAUAAGCCUAGACUUUGUUCUGCACAGAUCAGGAAGUGUAACUUGACAACCUUUCACAGGCUUUCAAAAGUUACCUUGAAAGAGACUAAACGGCCUCAACAUUUGACGAUUAGUCCAUGUGGAAAGUUUUUGGGCAUAAAAGACAAACGCAAACUUCAUAUAUGGAAACUUCCUAAAGUGGAAUCUGAUUCUGCUGUUUCACAGAAGAUUACCCUGCAUCAUACAAAAACCUUUGCAGUUCUUGCAUUCCAUCCAACUGAGAGGAUUGUGGCUGCAGGCGAUGUAACUGGAAGAAUUUUGAUUUUUCGAGGAUUUGGUGCUCAGAAUUUUCGGGACAGCGGUGAGCGGUUGAACAAAAAAUCAUUGACUGAUGAGGAAUCUAAGCCUGGGGUAAGGCAAAAUGAUGAUGCUGAAUCAUGCUCUACAUGGCAUUGGCACUCCGCCGGAGUGAAUCUCUUAUCCUUUUCUUCGGAUGGAGUCUAUUUGUAUUCAGGCGGGAAGGAGGGAGUUCUUGUGCUUUGGCAGCUAGACACUGGAAAGAAGAAAUUUUUACCAAGAAUUGGAUCUCCUCUUCGUUAUUUUGUAGAUUCUCCAGAUCCUUCAUUUUCCUCGAUAUCUUGUGCAGAUAACCAAAUUCAUAUAUUAAAGACCUCUUCCAUGGAAGUAAUGAGGUCUAUUUCAGGGAUAAAGCCCCCUUUGUCUUCUCAAGAAAUAUGUGAAAGCAUUUCUAGCCAAGCUGCCUUUGACCGCACUUCUGGUUUAGUGGCUGUACAAACAGAGAAUUAUGGCAUCCAAUUCUACAGCUUGUUUGGCAAUCGUGGUCUCUAUGAGGUUCAAGUAUGUGAAAGAAAUUAUCAACCAGUUGACGAGGUCACGGUAGUAGUGACCAUGGUGGAACUGUCUAUUGAUGGUUCUAUGAUGGGUACAGUAGAAGUCAAGCUUCCUGAAGAAGGAAUAGGAGGUCUAAUUUGUUUGAAAUUCUGGGAUUUGUAUUCAGAUACCAAAAGAUUUUCAAUGUCUACCCUUAUUUAUGAACCUCACAGGGAUGCUCAUAUUUCCGCAAUUGUUUUUCAUCCGACCCGUCAUAUGGCUGUCAGCACAUCUUAUGGUGGAGAUUUCAAGAUAUGGGUUUGCAGGGAAUUAGCUCAGCAUAAAGACCAGACACUACAGAAUUUUAGUUGGAUGUGCCAUGCUGUUGGGUCAUAUAAAAACAUGGCAAUGAGAGCUGCUGCUUUUUCAGCUGAUGGUUCUGUGCUUGCAAUUGCAGCAGACACUGUUAUUACAUUGUGGGAUCCUGACAAGAAUGAGCUCAUUGCUGUUGUAGGAGAGACUCCAUCGCCAAUCGGGAGGCUCAGUUUUGUUGGAAAGUCCGAGUAUCUUCUUUCUGUUUCUCAUGGUUCCACACCACAGCUAUCUGUUUGGAGUAUGUCAAAGUUAGCUGCUUCUUGGUCAUAUGGGCUUCACAUAGAAGCUGUUUCCUGUGCAUUAGAUUUAUCAUUUUUUGCAAUCCUUGGUCUCCUUCCCAAAUCAAAUGAAAGUUUGUUUAAAGGUGAUGGAAUAAUCAUAGUGUUCAACGCAACAGAUCCUAUUCCUGUGGCUUCUUGGUCUGUAACGAAGGCCAAGGGAGGGAGUGUUGCUUUUCUUAAAGGAAAUCCAUCUGAACUAGCAGAUGGAAAAUCAUCAGAAACACUGCUUGCGUAUUUAAAUGGAGAUCGCGAAUAUGUCCUAUUUGAUCCAUUUGACAAGGAAGCACGCGGGCUUAAUAUGACUAAGAAUGAUGAUUUUGUUGGGCUUGAAGAAAAUGGACAAUUUGGAUAUACAUCAAUUUAUGGAGAGUUGCCCAAGUUUGAUUUAAAAAGGAACAAAACUUCAUCGGUUUACUCCGCUGCAUCAAAUAGGCCUUGGGAAACCAUAUUUAGGGGGUCAUCACAUAUGUUGCCACCCCUCUCCAAGUUGUGCUCUGAAUUUUUGGAGUCUCUACUGGAGAAAAGGACUUCAAUUGUAGAAUGA